Columba livia (rock pigeon) is the source of this 1821-nucleotide messenger RNA. Its product is annotated as olfactory receptor 12D1-like. Gene Ontology annotation, cellular component: membrane. Gene Ontology annotation, molecular function: odorant binding; olfactory receptor activity; G protein-coupled receptor activity. The transcript has a single exon. Gene Ontology annotation, biological process: G protein-coupled receptor signaling pathway. Bases 1 to 930 code for a protein of 309 amino acids. Lineage: Eukaryota; Metazoa; Chordata; Aves; Columbiformes; Columbidae. The record is from RefSeq and is a predicted model, not a curated record.
AUGCUGAACCAGACAGAGCUCAGCGAGUUCAUCCUCUUGGGUCUCACUGAUAUCCAGGGGCUGCAGCACUUUUUCUUUGUUUGCUUCCUCUUGCUCUACUUGACCAGUCUUCUGGGAAAUGGUGCCAUUGUGACCACGGUGAUAGCUGAGCCCCAUCUUCACACACCAAUGUACUUCUUCCUGGGGAACUUGUCCUGCCUGCACAUUGUCUUCUCCACAGUCACUGGUCCCAAGAUGUUGACUGGCCUUCUCUUUGGACAUCAGCCCAUCUCUUUUGGUGGGUGCUUAGCUCAGAUCCACUUCUUCCACUUCCUGGGAAGUACUGAGGUUGUGCUACUGGCCACCAUGGCCUAUGACCCUUACGUGGCCAUCUGCAAUCCUUUGCGCUACACCCUUGUCAUGAGCCCCCAGACUUGUCUGCUGCUGGCUGUGGCCAGCUGGUCCAUUGGUUUUGUGCAUGCCAUGAUACACUCAGUCAUGACCUCUCAGCUGACUUUCUGUGGCCACAACCACAUUCAUCACUUCUUCUGUGACAUCAAGCCACUGUUGAAUUUGGCUUGCAGUAGUACCAGCCUCAACAUGACCCUCCUCAAUGUCAUUACCACAUCUGUUGCACUAGGCUCCUUUGCUCUCAUAGUCCUCUCCUACCUCUACCUCAUCUUCUUCACCUUCCAUAAAGUCCGGUCCCAGGAAGGAAGAUGGAAGCCCUUCACCACCUGUGCCUUCCACCUCACUGUUGUGGCACUGUUGUACAUUCCAGUGCUCUUCAAUUACACACCACCCUCCUCAGGAAGCUCCCUUCAAAGGGAUGUGCAAGUGUCUCUCCUGUACAGUGCUGUCACCCCAGCUCUGAACCCCUUGAUCUACACUCUUAGGAACCCGGAGAAGAGAUCUGCCCUGAAAAAAAUGCUAUGUUUUGAGUGGACAUAACUUGAGCAUGAUAUUGUCAACAUUUGACUUGAGUCAGACCACUGGAAGGAUCUGCUGAAUGAUGAAACCACUGAUCUGUAUUUACAUGAACUGCUACAGACAUGUUAAAUGUCCUCAAGUAUCCUACCCUGACUUUGCCUUUGGAUCCAGAACUGGACACGUCUGUUGCAGUUCCUUUGUCACACUCCAUGCCUGUGAUUUAAGGACAUUCCUAAGAGCACUGGAUAUCUACUUAUACUUGGGUACCAAAUCCCAACUUUAGUGUGGGAUGCAGCGGUUUAUAAGUACUUAAUUUUGAGAUUUUGUGUGUCUUAACACAGACAUUCAGCACCUUCAGUCUUAGCCUGGAUUACAGUUUCAUGUCAUGGAAUCGUAUCAUAGAAUCAUAGAAUCAUUUCAGUUGGAAGAGACCCUCAGCAUCACUGAGUCCAACCAUAACCCAAUCCUAGCACUAAACCAUGUGCCUAAGAACCUUCUCGAAACACCUUUUCAACCCCUCCAGGGAUGGUGACUCCAGUACUGCCCUGGGCAGCCUGUUCCAUUGCCUGAAAACCCUUUCCGGGAAAAUCUUUUUCUAAUAUCCAAUCUAAACCUCCCCUGGCAUAACUUGUGGCCAUUUCCUCUUGUCCAAUCAGUUGUUUCUUGGGAGAAGAGACCAACCCCCUCCAUUCUCCAACCUCCCUUCAGGCAGUUGUAGAUAGCAAUAAGGUCUCCCCUCAGCCUCCUUUUCUUAAGGCUAAACAGACCUUGUUCCCUCAACUGCUCCUCAUCACACUUGUGCUCCAGGUCCUUCACCAGCUUCAUCACCUCCUCUGCACUCUCUCCAGUACUUCAAUAUCCCUCUUAUGAUGAGGGGCGCAAAACUGAACACACUAUUCGAGGUGAGACCUC